CACGCGCCGAUAGAGGGGGGAGGCGUGGCCGGGACGGGCAGUGAGUGGAUCCCGGGGCAUAGCCCCGCCCCUCCGUGCCGUGACGCAGGCUCCGAGCAGGGCGCCGAUUGGUGGAGCCUGACGGGCUCUUGCUGUUGCUGUGUGGGAAGAGACGGCUGGAGCUGCCGGUUAUCUGAUGAAGAGCCGGGAGCGGGGGGAAAGGGGUGCCGUCUUUCUAAGAGAGAAAGCCCGAAGAUGAAACCCGUAAAGAAAUCUCCAGGCCCAGGGAACAGCAAAGUGUCAAGCUCCACCCGCAGUAAGAAACAGAAGAGAAAGGUGGAGGAAGGAAGGCAGGAGGAAGAAGAGCAGGAGGAGGAGGAGGCUGCAGAAGAAGAGACUUCAGAGGAGGCAGACGAAGGCUCUGGGCAUACCGUGGCAUAUGUAGGGGCAAGGAGGAUGCAGGUAAAAGUUGAACCUGCGACAGCAGAGAUGGCAGCCACCCGAGUACAAGAACAAGACCUGUCAGGACGUAACCCACAGCAAAUGACAGAGGCUGAAACACAAGAAGAGAAACCUCAGAUAGGCAUUGAAACUUCCAACAAUGUCCAAGUGAUGAGUAAAGGAGUAUAUGAUACGCCCCGCUGGGAUAUGCAUUUGAGUAGGAAAACUGCCACCUUUAAGUCUAAAGCUCCCAAGAGAAAAUGUGUGGAAGGCCAAGGAUCACAGGAGGAUUCUUCUAGCAGUAGCGAUGGCACCACUGCACCACAGGAACGCAUUUCAGAGCAGUCUGUAGCCCCAGCCAUCGAAACAGAGGAUAUUCCUUCUGUGCGGUCCUCCUCUACAGAUACAGCCAGCGAGCAUUCUGCAGACUUGGAAGAGGAGUCAGAGAAAACCCAAACCGAGCUAGAGCCACAAACCGUGUCCUGGCCUGAGAUUGACGUUGGAGGUCAUCUGCAGCCCCAGAGAGUACUGGCGAGGAAAGAAGAUGCCUUCUACCUUUGCCAGGUAAAACAAGUCCGUAGAAAUCACGAACUUGGAGUGCAGUUUCCUGGGGCACAGACCAUUACAUUCCUGGACAUCAUGCAAGAACCGGUUGUACUGGACCAGAUACCAACUCCAAGUGAAGUCGCUGUGGGGUCAGCAGUGUGCGCCUGUGUGGGACCCGACAAUACAACUUUCCGAGAGGGAACUGUAGUAGAAAUAGUUCAGAAUCCUUUGUCUUACAAGGUUUGCUUUCAACAGAGCCCAGGGCGAAGGGAACGUGACUAUGGCUGGGUCCCCCACAACAGCAUUCGACUUGUCCGCUUCCCUUGGUGUAAAGAACCAAUUCUGGUCGUUCCACGAGCAGCAGAGGAAAAGCCCCAGCAGCCAAUUGGUAGAUUGCCAGCAGCCCAUACUUCAGAGCAGCAGUCAGGUGGUACAGCCGAGAUGCCAGCAUCACCACGUGGUUCAGAACCGAAACACCUUGAGGAUGCCGAGGUCUCGACGAUCAGUUUUAGCAUGCCAGUGAGCGAAGAGAAAUUGACAUCUGUGCAACACUGUAUUCUUUCACCUCCAAAAUCACCCUAUGGAAUGAUAAUGGGGCGAUUGCCAGAGCAGCCGUCCCCAUUGCUUAGUCCAGAUGCUGGAAGUCGGAGCAGCUGUAGUAGCGUGUCUUUGGAUAAAUGCAGCACUCCAGGGUCCCGUUCUCGCACACCCCUGACAGCAGCCCAGCAGAAGUACAAGAAGGGAGAUGUAGUUUGCACCCCUAAUGGGAUUCGUAAGAAAUUUAAUGGAAAGCAAUGGAGAAGACUGUGUUCCCGCGAUGGCUGCAUGAAAGAAUCUCAAAGAAGAGGCUACUGUUCCAGGCACUUGUCCAUGAGAACCAAGGAGAUGGAGAGCAUGUCUGAAGGUCGAGGUGGUCGAGAAGGGAGUGCCGAGUUUGAAUGGGAUGAUACAUCUCGGGACAGUGAAGUAAGCAGCAUACGCACAGACUCCCGUCCACGUCUCGUGGCCCCCACAGACCUCUCUCGCUUUGACUUUGAUGAGUGUGAAGCUGCCAACAUGUUGGUGUCUUUGGGUAGCUCUCGUUCUGGAACCCCAUCCUUCUCCCCUGUUUCCAACCAGUCUCCUUUCUCCCCAACGCCUUCCCCCUCACCUUCUCCACUGUUUGGCUUUAGGCCAGCUAACUUCAGCCCCAUUAAUGCUUCCCCUGUCAUUCAGCGUGCUGCACGCAGUAGACAUGUGAGUGCAAGUACCCCCAAGGGACAAGCAGUGUUGACUCCUGAGAUGCUGCACCACUCUCACCACCGAGAGAGACAGUCAGUGGGCAUCAUGCCAUCAUUCCAGACCAACCUUACCUUUACAGUACCCAUGAGCCCAAGCAAGAGAAAACCAGAUUCACAUCAUGGCAGUGCCAGCUCUACUGCCGACUUCCAGAAGAGCGAUAGCUUGGACUCUGGGGUGGACUCUGUCUCCCAUACCCCAACACCAUCUACUCCUGCCGGAUACCGAUCUGUGUCCCCUGCCACCAUUUUCUCCCGAUCCCAACAAGCUUCUCCAUCCCUUCUCCUGUCCCCUCCAGCUGGCCUGACCUCAGACCCUAGCCCCUCGGUCCGUAGAGUUCCUGCUGUACAGAGAGACUCUCCUGUAAUUGUGAGGAACCCAGAUGUCCCCCUUCCAUCAAAGUUUGUAGAAAAGCCCACAGACGGAGGAUCCCGCAGUAUUAGUGCAACAGGAGCUGGAGCGGGCAGCCCACGGCGCAUGGUUAAAGUUUGUUCCAAGGAACAUCCUUCCAAAACACAGCUGCAAAUACCGGUACCCAUCAAUGCCACCCAGAUGCAGAAUGUGGCACGAUCUUUACCUUCUGGGCCAACAAGCACUGGAGAAUCCAUUAUCUGCACAUCUUCGGGUCCUACAGAUCACCCUCCAGCCGUGUUCAGCAUGUCGUCGCCAUUCCAGCCUGUGGCGUUCCAUCCAUCCCCUGCGGCCCUGCUUCCUGUGAUUGUGCCCAGUGACUACAGCAGCCAUCCUGCACCUAAAAAGGAGAUCAUCAUGGGACGGCCUGGCACAGUAUGGACGAACGUAGAGCCGAGGUCUGUGGCGGUCUUUCCUUGGCACUCUCUGGUUCCUUUUUUAGCACCAAGUCAGCCUGACUCUUCCGUCCAGCCCAGCGAGGGUCAGCAGCCUGUCAGCCACCCAGGAGCAGCCAACCAAGGCAAAGAACCCCCUGAAUCGGCAUCUGUGGCACACGAGCCUGUGCCCGCUACAAGCAACGAGGAUGAGCGUUGCGGGGUCCCUCAUGCUGAAACAGCGCCAUCCCUACCGAACGAGGAGCCUCCCAGAAAGCCACAGCACUUGGAGGGCCCCCUACAGGGACCUACAAGAGAUCGCAGGGUGGACAGCGAGACGGAAAGUGACCACGAUGAUGCUUUCUUUUCUAUUGGGCCUGCUGAUAUACCACUCCAAUUGCAUGCUGGGAAGCGCCGGACUCAGUCACUUAGUGCACUUCCAAAAGAAAGAGACUCGUCUUCUGAAAAGGAUGGGCGCAGCCCAAACAAGAGGGAAAAGGAUCAUAUACGCCGUCCCAUGAAUGCCUUCAUGAUUUUUAGUAAACGUCACCGCGCCCUGGUGCACCAGCGCCAUCCGAAUCAGGACAAUCGCACAGUCAGCAAGAUCCUGGGCGAGUGGUGGUACGCCUUGGGGACCAAGGAAAAGCAAAAGUAUCAUGACUUGGCAUUUCAGGUGAAAGAAGCGCACUUCAAGGCUCACCCUGAUUGGAAGUGGUGUAAUAAAGACCGCAAGAAGUCCAGUUCAGAUGUGAAGCAGGUGAUGCAGGGGCCCUGGGGGGUCCCCAAAGAGAUGAGGGAGAGAAGUAUGUCUGAGACCGGGACUGCAGCUGCAGCGGGAGGUCCCUCGGACAUUGCUUCUUCUGGACUACUCCUGGAGUCUAAGCACGGGGCCCCCUCCUCUGUUCUGCCCUCAGAGCGCCUGGUUCCCACCUCCAGCACCUCUGCCCAGCUCCCUCGUCCACGGGCAUUCUCCCAUAGUGCUGUGCAGAGCAUAGAGCACAGGGAGGACAGCCAGGCUCUGCAGGAGCUCAAACAGAUGUGCUCAAGUCGUUCUCCGUAUCCCAAUCAGAAGGCAGCAUUUGGUGGCCCAGAGCCUUCAUCAUUCCCAAUGCCUGCACACAGCGAGAACGCCGCCUGUCCCACUUCAAGAGCCUGUCCGCCUCGUUCUGCAUCCUACCGCUCGCAGCGCACAGCCAGCGAGGACAUGACCAGUGACGAGGAGAGGAUGGUCAUCUGUGAGGAGGAAGGAGACGAUGACGUUAUUGAUGACGGCUAUGGCUGUGCAGAUAUAGACUUGAAAUGUAAGGAACGGGUGACAGACAGUGACAGUGAAGGAGUAUCAGGAGAUGAAGCAGAAAGCAAGGUGGCUCCUCAAGGUGUCUUUUCGCCCGUCAUCCGUUCCUCCUCACACUCUGGAACUUUUACACUUUCCUCUGAGGACUUCAAAUCGGACAGAGCUGUGAAUGUGGCUCAAUCACCCAAGCCCAGUGACCAUCCACAAGCCUCCUUCCCCCGUGGGUACCCUCCACUGCCUCCUGCCAAGCCGCCUCCUCCUCCUCCUCGUACACCUACCCAACAUCAAGCUAGGAGAACUUCAGAAGUGCGCUUCACUAUGGUGGACCCUGCCAUGAGCUACAAGAGGAAACGCAGUGUAGAUGGUGUAGGACAGAAGAUGGUGGGGGAUGGUGUGCCUCCCGCGAAUCAGUACCCUGCUCAAUCGGUCAUCUCGUCCACUGCAACCCAAACCAUUGUCCUGCCCAGUGUGCCCUCACCACACUUCACCAGCACUAUAUAUUCCCCCAUAUCCAAACCCUACGAUGGGCAGAGAGGAACACCCGACAGUCGGCAUUCUGUCCCUGCAGUAGGAACUGUACUUGUUUCGGGGCCACAAGGAUUUGGAGUUUUACCUCCUGGCUAUAAGCAAGCCUCCACUGUAGUUACGAAUGUAGUCAAGCCAGUUAUCAGCACACCAGUUCCUAUUGCAAGUAAACCAUUGCCCAUUUCCAGGAGCAGCAGUAGCAGUGAACUUUGUGACGGUCGUAUACCCGGUUCCCCGCUGGGCAUUGGGGUUGUGUAUACUCACGACAGGAAGCAAGUUCAACAGCUGACAUCUCCUGCUUCUCCCCACCCACAGGGCAGACCUGCCGGUGGGCUCGUUACCAACCUACUGGUGGGAGCGCCUAGCUACGGACAGCCAGCACCCGCUUCAGGAAAUGGGGCAGGUCCUGUUACCGCACUGCAGUUCAUUACCCAGAAUCCUGCAGGCAGCCCCAAUGGAGCGGUACCUCUGAGCAUACUUCAGCCGCAACAGCUGCUUCCUGCUUCAAGCAAGAGAGGCAACAUCACCCAAGUGCAGUACAUCUUGCCCACCAUCCCGCAACAGCUGCCAGGAGGCAUCCACUUCACCCUUCCUUCUGCAAAUGCUAAAGUGAUCGCUACCCCUCAAGCUGUUCCAAUUGUCCAGCCUGGCCCAGCUGCUAGCCCGUCUCUGGGCAUUGUGUCCGCAGCUGCCAAAGCCCAGUCGGUGUCUCCUGCCCCUUCACCCGGGACCUGCGCUCAGCUGCUUUCUGCUCCAGGAAUCCUGUCUCCAAAUACUCCGGUUCAGGGCAAGAUGCUGGUUCCAGUUUCCACAUCUCAUGUGACUGUGCGGACGGGCCCUACUACAACCCAGCUGCCGCUCAUGACCUCCCCCUUCCCGGUUCAGAAUGGUGCACAGCCUGCCAACAAGAUUAUACAGAUCACUCCAAUGCCCGUGGUGCAACCGCCAUCUUCAAAGCAGAGUGCCUUAGUGACUCCGGGCAGUUCAACACUCCAGAGUGCUAUCCCUGUCAGCAUGGCAACCGCAACAGUUGUAGCCGCAGCAUCCCAACAACAGAAAGUCAUCCUGCCAUCAACUAGGAUCACAUAUGUCCCCUCAGCAGCAGGCAGCACCCUUCCCCUGGUGUCCACCAGUUCACACUCCCAGACUGUGACAGCAGGCACUGCCCAUUGUGUCCAGCCUUCACUAGGGACUGGCUCCAUGGCACUUGGCUUCACCACCAUAAGUCCUAAUGGUCAGGCCAUAGUCCAACCACUACUAGCAGGGCAGAGCCACAUCCUUGCCCCUGGGCAGGUCACCGUGUCUCCGGCCUCCACACCGCCUGUAUCCUCCACCUGUGGCGGCAGCCAAGUCUUAACAGCGAUAUACCCAACAAUCGGGUCUAGUACACUGACUGUGGCGGCUGCUUCCCCAGCUCAGAAUUUAGUAUGCACUGUGGCCGGUACAGGUACCGUGCCCGCUGCACCAACCACCAUCUUGACCAAAGCCAUCAGCACCCCUUCGACAAUCAGUGCCCCACCUGUGCCAUGUACAGUGGGCAGUACAUCGCAGCUCACCGCCGUCACUGCCUCUUCUGUUACCUUCAGUUUGGUGGCUCCCAAAUCUCAGAGGAACCUCUCUAAGCCUCCUCAGAAAGUGAAGGCAACCAUUGCCAGUAUUCCGGUGGGGUCAUACGAGGCUACAUCGCCCUCACCGUGUGUGCGCAGUUCUUCCCGCCCUGCGCCGCUGCCACCUUGUGAAGAGACACCUGAACCAAAGUACACAGCAGAACCUCGAGGGGCAUCCAUAGGCCGGGAGCCUACCACAGAAUCCUCCUCUUCAUCUUGUGCUUUCCCUGCCGCUCCGCCUCGGGAUUUAGCUGCGGGGAAGCCUAGGCUGACAGCUGCAGAAGAGCGCUCGUCACGAGACGCGUGGGCGAAGUCCGUAACCGAGGAGAAAUCAGUUGGGUCCCCGUUACACGGUGGAGUUGUCGGGCUGUCUGACAUCAAAAGGGAGCCACCAUCUCCCACCAUCAAGAAGGAAUCUGUGUAUUCAAUGGACUGGAAGGGCACAGUCCCAGAGAGCCGUUUAGAUCCCUCACCCGCCGCACCUGCUCCUCCUCCACCAUCUUCGCCUGUUCCACCACCCGGGUCCAGCAAUAUCGGUGGCUCUCCAGGAGAGGCUGGUAGGUCAGCGGGAGGAUCACUUCCUGAAGCUUCUGACAGAAAGGACGGACCAGUAAAGAAACCCAAACUGCGGCCUCCACCCUUGAAGAAGACAUUCGAUUCUGUUGACAACAGGGUCUUGUCUGAUGUUGACUUUGAGGAACGAUUUGCAGAGCUUCCAGAGUUCAAGCCGGAAGAGGUGCUGCCCUCGCCCACCCUUCAGUCACUCGCCACCUCUCCUCGGGCUAUCCUGGGCUCCUACCGUAAGAAACGUAAGAAUUCUACAGACUUGGACUCUUCUACAGAGGAUCCCAUAUCUCCGAAGAGGAAAAUGAGGAGGCGUUCUAGCUGCAGCUCCGAGCCGAACACCCCAAAGAGCGCCAAGUGUGAAGGCGACAUCUUCACGUUUGAUCGCACAGGCAGCGAGGCAGAAGACAUGCUGGCAGAGAUGGAGUACGAUAAGGUCCCAUACUCAUCCUUACGUCGGACUUUGGAUCAGCGGCGGGCUCUGGUCAUGCAGCUUUUCCAGGAGCACGGCUUCUUCCCAUCUUCCCAGUCCACUGCCGCCUUCCAGUCCCGCUACUCCGACAUCUUUCCCACAAAGGUUUGUCUCCAACUGAAGAUCCGCGAGGUGAGACAGAAGAUCAUGCAGACCGCGACACCGACAGAACUUCACUCUUUUACAGAGCACGCUUCCUCCAGCACCUCUGAAACCUCAGCACCUUCUGAAAUGCAGCCCCCACAGGAUCCCACGCUGCGGCCCAGCGAACCCCCCGACGCUUCUUGGGAGUCAGGCCAGGAACCUCCCGACUCCUCCAACACUAGAUGAGUGGAUAAGGACCAGGGGGCCCUUUUUCUGCAUAGGCACCCAGUGAACUCCUGAGGGUCGAGGGACAACCUCAAGCAAGGAAUACCCAGGGCCCAACCAAUGGAUAACCUGCUUCCCCCCUACCCGCAAAACCAGACUUUGCCCCCACUUGCACAGACAAUCCACCCAUUCCUUGGCAGAUUGUGCACUCUCUGGAUGGGCGGCGCCACCCUCCCACGGGCAGAGAUAGCCAGAUGUUGGCAGUGUGAUGAUAAUAAUCCACACUGGAUUAAACACUGUAGAAAUGGCUAAUCGCGUUUUCUUUUUUAAACAUGGAGGGCCCGCUCGGGGGGUCCGGCGGCCUGGCCUUCUGCCCGGGUGUUCCUACAUAGUAUAGAAUGCUAAAAAAACAAGACAUGUCUUUGGCAUGGUGAUGGACAAAGCAUAGUGAUGUAGCAGGGAAUGCCGUGACGGUGGAUUGUAUGGACCCCAGCAGCAGGGUUGCCACAAAGCAGUGGAUUAUUAUUAUUGAAAAGCGCGCGACACCCAAGGACACAAGUGCCGUGAUGGGCGGACGGGUGAUUUUUAGUGGGGGGGGGGAAUAUGAAAUAAAAAAAAAUAUUUUCUUAUGACACUUUAGUUCAACCAGAAGCAGCUGCACUAUGGGGAGCUGUAUAAAUAUAUAUAAUUCUAUAUAUAUAUGUAGACAUUUUUUUUUUUUGUAAGCCAGAUGGUCGUCGCCGAACGUCCUUCUAUGAGAAUGUCAAGACGCAGCACAUCACGUAUCGCACAGACAUGUAUGUAUACAUAUAUAUACACUGUGUGUAUGUCUGUAUGAUACAAGUGUGUGCACUUGCCUGUAUGUGUGAUGCUGACGAGUGGGCGGGGCUUGUUUGUCAAGUACAAGACUGCAUACGUUUCCAACGCAGAAUAAUUGCUUCUUUCCCAUUGGUUGAUAUUUAACAAUCAAGACAACCUAUCAUGAAGUAACCUGCCUGUGUGGGAAGCUUGACGUGUUUUUUUUUUUUUUUUUUUCGGCUUCCAGGGCCACAUGCUUUUUCGGGGUACUGAAGUAGAUCGAGCCCCUGACUUUAGCAUGCAGAAUAGAAUCUUCCAUCAGUGGCUUCUCACCUAAACCUUUUCAUAAGAUGCCUUUUUGGUGCUCCUCUCUGUAAAAGUGCAUUGAAACCAUAUUCUUUAUAGGAGAAGGGGGGUCUUGUUAUGCCUCAUUCACACUUGGACUCCGUCGCUACGGCGUCCGCCUGCUCCCGUCGGCUCA
Rana temporaria (common frog) is the source of this 9079-nucleotide messenger RNA. It is a transcript of the gene CIC, whose product is annotated as capicua transcriptional repressor. Gene Ontology annotation, molecular function: DNA-binding transcription factor activity, RNA polymerase II-specific; RNA polymerase II transcription regulatory region sequence-specific DNA binding. The transcript has 22 exons. Bases 235 to 7821 code for a protein of 2528 amino acids. Lineage: Eukaryota; Metazoa; Chordata; Amphibia; Anura; Ranidae. Gene Ontology annotation, biological process: regulation of transcription by RNA polymerase II. The record is from RefSeq and is a predicted model, not a curated record. Gene Ontology annotation, cellular component: nucleus.